AGCCAUGUGCAAAAAGCAGUUCAGAUGGGUAUCCAUGGAGGUUUGGUCAGGAGUGUCUUUUCGAGAAACCGAUCUUUUAAGACUCAUGAGAGCAAUGGGAGGAACAAUAUGACAGAACGGAGAAGAUGGAGCUCAGUUAGACUCAGAUCAUAUCUAUGUGGGGAUGAAUUUAAGUCAGUGGUUGCAGACAAGGAUUCAGCUUCAGUUAGGAGCUUUGAGGCUAGUGUAUCGCAGCUCAAUUCGGUGCUUGUAGAGGUGGAUUCUUGUUCUGCUGAGAGCUCUGAGGCCACUGUUACACAACCAUUGCACGAAGACUUAACAGACAAGAAAGAUAUGCACGUCUACAACACAAUGUCUGAAGAGCAAGCAGCAAUCAUCAUCCAGUCAGCAUUUAGAGGCUUUCUGACUAGGUGUCAAAAUGAAAGGAUCAAAUCAGAGGUUGGUAAACAGGAGCUUAUUGUAGGAUCAGAAAGUCCAAGUAUGGAGUCUCUGGGGACAUCAGUUGAAGUUCAAACAGGAAAUUCGGUGGAAGUGCACUCUAUACAGGAGGAAAACUUGGCUGCUCAACACCGGCUGACACAACAGAAAGCUAGAGCGCAAGUGCUAAGGCUUAAGGAAGACUGGGAUGAUAGCACAUUGAGUAGCAACAUGUCAAAAAUGAGGAUGCAGAACAGACUGGAAGCGACAACCAGGCGUGAGAGAGCGUUAGCUUAUGCCUUUUCACAACAGCUACGGAUCUGUUCAAAGAAAAAACAUGCGAAAUCUGAUGGCACAGAACAGAAUAUGGGGUGGAGCUGGCUAGAACGAUGGAUGGCAACCCGCCUCCCCGAAAGCUCAAGCUCAUUGGUUGAAACUCCUACAAGCAAUAUUCAGCAGGUUGAGCCAAUUUACAGCAACCAAAGAGUUGUGAUGAUCAGGAAGAGAUUAUUUGACGGGAUGGGUGAAGAGAAAGAGAGCUGUGGAUCUAAUGAGGUGACUGUUGCAUUUGAUAACUUUUCAGUAACAACAGAAGAAGAGAACAGUAGCUUCAACUCAGUUGAUCAAAGCAGGGUCAAGGCUACGAAAGGUGUAUCAAGGCGAAAAACUAUGCCGAGUCAGGAGUGUGGGAAAGAUUACCUCAAGGUAAGCAAGAAGGAUUGUUCAAGAGAGGCUGAGAAAGAUGCAAUCGACAAGUCGAAGAAAACCGGGAGUGUCAAGUGCAAAAACUCUUCAUUUUGACAAUUACAGCUUUCUCACUAGUAUUGUUGAAAUCUGCCACUGUAAGAGUAAAUAAGCAGAUUCUUGCUUUGUUGUGUUGAUAUAUUAAAGUGUUUUCAUUGAUAUCUCAUGUAAAUUUAGUUAAGCAAUGGAGAAUAAUCAUGCUUGAAUUCCAAAAAUGUUCAGUAGUGUACAUGCUUGGUAGCUGAGUUUGAAAGAGAGCUGAUUAUUGUGUUA
Molecule: messenger RNA, 1434 nt
Organism: Rosa rugosa (rugosa rose)
Lineage: Eukaryota; Viridiplantae; Streptophyta; Magnoliopsida; Rosales; Rosaceae
Product: protein IQ-DOMAIN 33
Exons: 7
Coding region: 25-1218 (397 amino acids)
Molecular function (GO): protein binding
Source: RefSeq, a predicted model, not a curated record